This is a messenger RNA of Acaulospora colombiana, 1052 nucleotides long. NCBI's taxonomy places the organism in Eukaryota, Fungi, Glomeromycota, Glomeromycetes, Diversisporales, Acaulosporaceae. The record is from the annotation of a GenBank genome assembly.
CGAUAAGCGUUGAGCAGGUUAGCCAAGGAGAAGUAAACAUCGAUGUCAAGUUAAAGCUGGACAACUUCACGUCGCCCCAAAAGACACAAAUUGCACAUGUGCAACCAUCCCCCGAGAAGCUAAAGUUUAAAGGAUCAUCACGUCCGCUCGACGGUUACCUGCUGAACAUCUCUCGCGUGAACGAUUACUGCGAACCAAAAAGUUACGAAAAGGAAGCGUUCAAAGAAUACAGGAUUCAAAGUUGUCUAGACUUCUUGAGUCAGAACGAAUCGGAAUACAUGUAUAAACCGAAGAAUUCAUCUUUCACCUACAAAGGGGAUCCAAUGAUUUUUCACGUUUACUGGAGGGGAAAAUUGACUGACAAGAUUUCAUUGAUGAUAAAAUCUUUUUUGUACACUCAACCCCUCGAUUCUUCGGUGUUGAAUGUGUGGAUGGACUCGAAUGACGAAGAUCUCAGCGAGAACUCUUACAUCUUACCACUGCUCAAAUUCUCGCCCCAAUUUAUUCAAUUUCGAAAAUGGAAUGUCACCGAACAACUUUCCUACGAUCCAAUCUACAAGGGGUGGGAAAAGUCUAUGAAAAAACAUCAUGGAAAGAUUACCACUGUCGGAUAUAGCGACAUGGUUAGGUUCGUGUUACUUAAUAGGUACGGCGGAUUAUAUGUGGAUGCUGAUGUGUUGCUGCUGAGAGACAUGAGACCACUAUAUCAUUUGAACUAUGAAUGGUCGUACCGAUGGAGCGAAUGGUUUGACUAUAACACCGCUGUACUGCGGAUUUGGAAGAAUAGUACAACCAGUCGCACCAUUAUCGCAGCUGCCAUGAAAAAUAAAAUGAAUUUUCAUCCGACCAUCAUAAAAAAUUACCUCGCCAAAAAGAAAAAGAAAAUAAGCAAAUCGGAUAUCAACGGAAAACUUUACAUGAUGUCAGUGACAAUGUUUGAUCCUUUGUGGUUAAAGAGUGACCUGUUGUUGAAGGACCAAGUAAUGGUGCCAAACCUGUGUCGAUUCAAGGAUGUGUUCAAGGGUGAAUUACUCAAAGAUGAAUUUCCAGGA